This is a messenger RNA of Micromonas pusilla CCMP1545, 2340 nucleotides long. RefSeq lists its product as uncharacterized. Bases 1 to 2340 code for a protein of 779 amino acids. Gene Ontology annotation, biological process: translation. The record is from RefSeq and is a predicted model, not a curated record. Gene Ontology annotation, molecular function: structural constituent of ribosome; methyltransferase activity. Gene Ontology annotation, cellular component: mitochondrial small ribosomal subunit. Lineage: Eukaryota; Viridiplantae; Chlorophyta; Mamiellophyceae; Mamiellales; Mamiellaceae. The transcript has a single exon.
AUGCGGCGCGCGCUGUCGGCCGCGGCGGGGAAGCUGGCGCGAGCGCUGGACGCGCGCGGGGGAAGUCAGAUUGGAGAGCUCGCGAACGCCGCCACUCGCGUUCGUCCGCUCAGCUCCUCGGCCGGGGGCGAGGCGAGCGAGCUCGCGACGACGCGCGGGGAGCUCGAAGUCAGCGCGUCGACGCGCGGCGAGCUCGACGUCAGCGAGACUACGUCGCCGCUGCUUCCCGCGGCCAUGAACGCGUGCGACGACGCCGUCGGUCUGCUCUCGGAGACGGACAAGGACGACCUGAUCGCCGCGGUGCACGCCCUGUCCGCGAGGAACAAAGGCGUGAUCGAGUUACCCGAGCGCUUGCUGCGCGCAAUACGCGUCGCGGUGAGGGAGACGGGCGCGACGCACAGGCAGAUUAAACAGAAAGGACGCACCCUCCUCGACGAGCUGAAGACGAUAUCCCGAGGCUUGAAGCCUUCCGUGGACGCGGAGGAGAGGAGCGUCAGGGCGUGGAUGAAGAACAAAUCGCAGACGGCGGGGCUGUCGCCGUCGGGCGCGAACGCGGAGGAAUCGAGAGACGAAUUAGAGCUCGGCGAGGGCGUGGAGUGGGGCGUCCGACUCCCCGUGCGCAAAGAGAGGAGACUCAGGGAAGGCGUGGGCGGCCUCGACGUCGCGAGGACGGAGAAAGGAAAGAAGAAGAAACCCGCGGCGCCCCCCGAGGCGGCGCUCGCGUACGGCCCGCUCGAAGCCGCCGCGUACGCGGUGACGCGCCUGCCGAUGACGUUCGGCGCGCACCAGAGAGCGUUCGAGGAGCUCGCGAUCCGCGCGCCGGGGUUUAAUCCGAAGACGAUGCUCGAGUUCGGCGCCGGCCCCGCGCCCGCGCUGUGGGCCGCGCGGAGGGUGUUCGGGAACGUUCUCGGGAACGUCGACGAGCGAGGGAACGCGACGCUCGUGGACGCGUCGCCGAGCAUGAUGGCGUUCACGCGACGGAUCGCGAAGAGCGUGUACGACGAGGAGGUGAGCGUGGAUCUCGGGGAUUUGAUGGACGGUGCGAUGGAGACGAAGAACAACCGCCCGCUGCCGGACCCGGACCCGUGGGGGUUGACCGGGCCGGUGCGCACCGUCGCGUCGUUGCGGUCUCUGAGCCCGAGGGCGCGUUUCGACCUCGUCGUCGCGUCGUACAGCUUGGGCGAGAUCGCCGCGGGGACGAAGCACGAGCAGCAUCAGGCGCUGCUCAGAGGCGGCGGUGUCGACUAUCAGGAGAUGCGCGAGAAGCGCGUCUCGGAUGCCGUGACGUCUCUGUGGUCCAAGGUCAACCUGGGGGGGGCGUUGGUGCUCAUCGAGACCGGUACCCCGCGCGGGUCGGAUUUGAUUCGCUUCGCGCGGUCGAUCGUCUUAGAGCACGAGCGACAGUACGCGGAGAGAGAGGGGACCGCGAUCGAUGCGCACGUCGUCGCGCCUUGCCAGCACGAUCGAAAAUGUCCCAUGGACGGAUUAGACACGUGGUGCCACUUCAGCGUGCGCGUGAAGAGAACUGAGAUGCACCGACAGAUGAUGAAAAGAGGACGAGGCCCGGAGCUGCAAAACGAGCGUUUCUCUUACGUCAUCAUUCGGCGCAUCAGUCGCGAGAACGCGAGGGAGGAGACGUUGAAGCGAGCGAAGAUUAUCGCGGUAGAGCGCGAGGGGCAGUGGGAGGGCGAUUUGGACGCCGACGACGCCGACGACGCCGACGACGUCGAAUCGGACGUCGAGGACUUUUUCACGAAAGAUGAAGAACCCAUGGUUUUCGGCUCGGAGGCUGUAAAUUACGACGAGUACGAAGACGAGGAAGAGGAACUGGAGUCCCUGACGGACAUGGCCGCGCUCUCGAGUUCUUACACGUGGGGGCGAAUGGUCCGACCGCCGAUGAAACGCAAAGGCCACGUCAUCCUCGAUCUGUGCACCGCGGAUGGCGAGUUGAGCCGUCACAUCGUCGCGAAGUCACACGCGCGCGAGACCGCCGUCGGCAGGGGCGGGUACAAGCACGCGAGAAAAUCGAGAUGGGGUGACCUCUGGCCGUUCCGUGACCCGAGAAGGCUGCACGAGAUCACCGACGACGCGGCGGCGGUGGAGGACUUUUUCAAAGACAUCGAAGACGUUGACGUGGACGAAGUGAAGGAACUUUUGUCGGGGAGCAAAGAGCGGACGACCCCGGAGGGGGUCGGGAAGGCGAAGAAGAAACCGUUCAUGAACGCAAGACGACCGAAGGAGGUGUUGCAGUUCGUUGAGAUGGAAACGGAGAUUGGCUCGAAAGCGAUGGAGGAGCAGAUCGCGGAGGGUUCCGCGGAGGACGAUCCUAGGGAACGUUGA